Messenger RNA from Periophthalmus magnuspinnatus, 4219 nucleotides. Its product is annotated as cyclin-dependent kinase 17. Gene Ontology annotation, biological process: protein phosphorylation. The transcript has 17 exons. Lineage: Eukaryota; Metazoa; Chordata; Actinopteri; Gobiiformes; Gobiidae. Gene Ontology annotation, molecular function: protein kinase activity; ATP binding. The coding region runs from base 311 to 1891 and encodes 526 amino acids. Gene Ontology annotation, cellular component: nucleus; cytoplasm. The record is from RefSeq and is a predicted model, not a curated record.
UCGAGAGGACCUCCUCCAGCAGCUUUAAACUGCUCCACCGCCACACCAGCGACAUUUUGGGGGCUCGGUCUCAACCCCUCUACCUGUUAUUCCUCAGAUCUGUCCCCCAAUGUUUAACUAAAAGGAUAUUUGUCUCUUUUCCGGUACGUGGCUUCGGAAGCUGAGCGCACACGAGGAGCUUGUUGAGCCGAGGCUGUGCUGCCUUCAGUGGGCGGAUAAAGAGAAGGCAUCCGGGCCUGGGAGCUCCACAUUCAAGUCAGUGGGUUGGAGCGACGGAAUUCAACGUUUUCAGGUGGCGCAGUGCCCUGUGAUGGAGAAGAUGAAGCGGUUUAAGAAGCGCUUGUCGUUAACGCUUCGCUCGAGUCAAACCAUUGAUGAAUCUCUGUCAGAGCUGGCCGAACAGAUGACCAUAGAGGACGGAGGCACCAAGGACAAUGAGCCCUUCAUGAGGAACGGUCGGCCCCCCACGUCCCACAGCAUGCACUCCUUCCUGCACCAGUACACGGGCUCCUUCAAAAAACCUCCACUCCGACGACCUCACAGCGUCAUCGGGGGAACGCUGGGUUCCUUCAUGGCCAUGCCCCGAAAUGGCAGCCGAUUAGAUAUCGUGCAUGAGAACUUGAAGAUGGGCUCAGAUGGAGAGAGUGACCAGGCCUCGGGGACCUCUUCAGAUGAGGUCCAGUCUCCCACGGGAGUCUGUCUGAGGAACAGGAUCCACCGACGCAUCUCCAUGGAGGACCUGAACAAGCGCCUGUCCCUGCCCGCUGACAUCCGAAUCCCUGAUGGAUACUUGGAGAAACUUCAGCUGAGCAGUCCUCCCUUCGACCAACCGCUGAGCAGACGGUCUCGAAGAGCUUCUCUGUCAGAGAUUGGUUUUGGAAAGUUGGAGACCUACAUUAAGCUAGACAAACUGGGAGAGGGUACAUAUGCCACAGUGUUUAAAGGGCGCAGUAAACUCACUGACAACCUGGUGGCACUAAAGGAGAUUCGACUGGAGCAUGAAGAGGGAGCACCAUGCACUGCCAUCAGAGAAGUGUCACUACUGAAGGACUUGAAACACGCCAACAUCGUAACGUUACAUGACAUCGUCCACACAGACAAGAGCCUCACACUCGUCUUUGAAUAUUUGGACAAAGAUCUGAAGCAGUACAUGGAUGACUGUGGGAACAUAAUGAGCAUGCACAAUGUGAAAAUUUUCUUGUUCCAGAUCCUACGAGGUCUGUCUUAUUGUCACAAAAGGAAAGUCUUGCAUAGAGAUUUGAAGCCACAAAACUUGCUAAUCAAUGACAGGGGGGAGCUCAAACUGGCUGAUUUUGGUUUGGCUAGGGCGAAGUCUGUGCCGACUAAAACAUACUCAAAUGAAGUGGUGACUCUGUGGUAUCGACCUCCUGAUGUUUUACUGGGAUCGUCUGAGUACUCCACACAGAUCGAUAUGUGGGGUGUUGGUUGUAUUUUCUACGAGAUGGCUGCAGGUCGGCCAUUGUUUCCGGGUUCCACAGUAGAAGACGAGCUUCACCUCAUCUUUAGGUUACUGGGCACCCCCACGGAAGAGAACUGGCCUGGAAUCUCAUCCAUUGAAGAAUUUAAAUCUUACAACUUUCCCAAGUACAAACCUCAACUGAUCAUCAACCACGCUCCUAGGCUCGACGGUGAAGGCAUUGAGCUACUACUGUCUUUUCUCAAAUAUGAAUCAAAGAAGAGGAUUUCUGCUGAAGACGCCAUGAAGCACUCGUACUUCAGACAGCUGGGAAUGAGAGUCCACAACCUGCCAGAGAAUGUUUCCAUAUUCACAUUGAAGGAGGUGCAGCUUCAGAGAGACCCAGGAUACAGGAACACUGGAUACACAGACUCAAACAACAAGAUAAACCGGAGACAGAGCAUGUUGUUUUAAAGAUCUCCAGUCUUCAUCUCCUUCUGGACCAACCUGUGUCGCAUGAGCCCAGCUGCCCCCUACUGUUCCCAUUCAGUACUACACCCCAGUACCCCCCAGUACCACAACACACUCACACAGACACACUUUAUUUAUUGGGAUGGGGUCGAAUUGCUGCUAAAAUACUACUGUUUGUAUUUAACAAACUUUGUGCGUGAACAUGAUGUGAACUGUCAGUUUACUAUUGUCCUGCUCCUACACUGAUUUAUGAGGUAAAUUUUAAUUUUUGAUGUUGACGCUGUGACCAAGUUGUUGUUUAUUGUUGUCGUUGCUUGGAAACAGUUUCUCCAUUGUUAAAUAUGUAAAUGGAUAUGAUAUAUAUAUAUUUGAAUUGUAUGUUUUUUUUGUUUUUUUUCUCUGAGCUUCCGUAACUGAACUCUGAACCACGUUUCCAGGUGAAAGGCUAAAGAGGACAGGGCUCUUCUUCAUGUAGUAAUUAAAAAAAUAAGGUUAUUUUGAAUUUUGGAUGUUUUAUUUGUGUUCAACAUUUCAUCAUGGACUCUAUACUGGCCUCUGGAGGACAAACUUAAGUGAUUUUGGAUUUAGGGGUGUAUGUGGUACUUGUUUAUAGAUGGCUGUAGUAGGUUUAGUUGAGCACAAAUGAAGUCUAGGGAGUUGGUCAGAAAAAAAUAAUUUCAAUUUCUUUGUUCUCAAUCUUAGUGGUGCAAGCCAUGCCUCUGAAUGUACAUGUUGUAUAGUGAGACUGAAAUAGUUUAUCAAUAAAUGCAAUUAUUAUUACAAUUUUGUUAAUUAAGGGCCAUUUGUUUAUGGAUCUCAAUGCAAUGUGAUUUUGAUUAGUAAUAUAUUAACUUGUAUUAUAUUAACUAUAUACAAGUACCACAUACCUUUCAAGAUUUCAAUUUUAUUAUUUUGUUUGCGAUCUAUAGUGGAACAUAGCACACUCCAUUUUAAAGCAAGGGGACCAAAAUUAACAAGAAGAGGAAACAGGAAGUCCACAGUCCUUCUUUGAAACUCCAGAAACUGCCAGGACUUUGUUGCUUUUGUUUAGAAUUUUUUUUUUUUUCAUUUUUUGUUGAAUAUUUCACUGCAGUAACUUCUAACUUGCACUCAUCGUUUUUGUUCAUGUUUGAAUCAGGGACUGAAGAUUACUCGACAGUAUUAGGACAGUUUUGACCUCUCCUUUUGAAAAAGUGUCUUUGAGGCAUGGACUUCUGAAAAAGGGAGGAGAGGGGAGGGGCAGGGGGGUGAAAUGGUUACAAAAGAGAUUUUCAAAAUGUCAGUUUGAAAUUUUACAUUCAUUCUCAACUGCUCAGAAAUCUCCCUUUACAGCAGACAUUUAUUCAAUGAAAAAUCUCCUCAAGUCAUGAUAAAGUUAUUAAGUUUUGUAGCCAGUAUGUAUUCAUGAAUUUGUGUUAUGGGUACCAAAAUAGAUUUUUGAUUUGUCCAUUGCCUGUUAAAUAAGCUAAAAUUUUCUAUGCAGUUUGAAAGGUUGUGCAAAUAUGUUGUUUGUAAUAUGUUGUUGUUGAUAGGCAUAUGGACAGUUUCAAAACUUCAAUGUAAGCUUUAUGCUCAGACUAUGAAAAAAAUGUCUUUUCAUUUGAGUAGCCUAGCUUUGGCAAAAAGUUAUUUAGAAAAACAAAUACAUUUAGGUUUGAUAAUGUAUUCAAAAAACAUGCUAAAUAAUUAAAAUUGACUAUCAAAAAUCAAUCUUUAGAUCACCUAAAAUCUGGACAUUGGAAAUAUAUAGGCGUACUUGUAUAUUUUUGUUUUGAUAUCUUUUUUCUUUUAAAACUACAACUGUCUGUGAAUGAUAAAAACACAUGUUAGGUGUCUGCUUCAGAUACUGUUUUGCACAAAAAUAUAUAUUUUUGAUUAUGGUGAACCAAAAUAAUGAACGAGACUUGAGGUGAUUUUCCAUUGUAGAUUACUAAACCUUUCAUUUAUUGAUAUUUGAGCUGAACAGUUAAGAUGCACAAGUCAGUAGAAGGACCAAUUAAAUGCAUAUUGUUUGUCAGUUAAUAGCACAGGCUUAAUAAUUUUGAUGGCAUGUAAUUCAUAUAAACAAUGUACAUGUUUGUAAGCAGUGAUAUGCAUAAAUGGAGAUUUCUGCAGUAGUAACCUUAUGUUUUUUCCUUGUAAACUGUAUUUUUAGACGUCAAAUGAACGGUUUUGGUGUGAACUCAAAUGCGAUGUGAGUGAAUGGUUGUUUCUAAUGCAUGGGAAGCCUGCUGUUGUGACCCUCUCGAACACUGAGCUGGUGAUGUGACUUUUUACUGGAACUAUUUAUUUCUCAUAACCAUCAAAAGUAAAUUUAAUCUGUUUCAUAAA